Molecule: messenger RNA, 948 nt
Organism: Colossoma macropomum (tambaqui)
Lineage: Eukaryota; Metazoa; Chordata; Actinopteri; Characiformes; Serrasalmidae
Product: ependymin-like
Exons: 6
Coding region: 73-720 (215 amino acids)
Biological process (GO): cell-matrix adhesion
Cellular component (GO): lysosome; extracellular region
Molecular function (GO): calcium ion binding
Source: RefSeq, a predicted model, not a curated record
UGUAUAAAAAGGGCUGUCUGCAAAGCAGUUGGCUGUGUCUGGACCUGAGGGGCAAUCCGACAGAAAGCAACGAUGCGCGCAAUUGAGCUGUUCUGCGUGGUCUUCUGGUGCCUCUGUGCAGCUGUCUGGGCCUCCACCAACCGCCAGCCUUGUCAGUCACCAUCUAUGACCAGUGGCACACUGAGUGUGAGCUCCACUGGUGGUCAUGACAUUGCAGAGGGGGAAUUCAACUACGAUUCCACGGCAAAGAAGCUCCGCUUUGUGGAGAAUGAAAGCCACUCGAACAAAACCUCCCACAUGGAUGUGCUCAUCCACUUCGAGGAGGGUGUACUGUAUGAGAUAGACAGCAAGAACGAAAGCUGCAAGAAGCAGACGCUGAAGUAUCGCCGGCACCCCAUGGAGCUGCCCUCCGACGCCCAUUACGAGAGUGAGGCGUAUCUGGGCAGCCCGUCCAAGUCCGAGCAGGGCCUGAGAGUGCGCACGUGGAACGGAAAGCUACCUGAUCUUCAUGCCAACUACACUAUGCUGACCACAUCCUGCGGGUGCCUCACUGUUUCCUGUUGCUACCACAGUGAGAAGACUGAUCUCACCUUCAGUUUCAUGAAUGUGGAGACGGAGGUUGACGACGCACAAGUCUUAGUCCCUCCGGCCUACUGCGAUGGUGUGGCUUUAGAGGACACACCCGAUGACCACAGCUUCUUUGACCUGUUCCACGACUGAGGUGGCUAAAAACACAUGAAUCAACAGAGACAGGAUGACGGCACACAAAGAAAGUAAAAAAAAAAUCUUUCCAAAACGAAGUUUUACUCUAUCUACUCUCUCCUCUUUCUCGUAAGCAAAUCUGACAUUCUUUAGCUCAAUCACCAUCUCUGUUUUCAGUUACAGUACUGUUUUGUCCUUUUGUAACUCUUUUUUUCUUAUGAAGUCAAUAAAUGCUGAGAAAAUAUA